GGUUUUACUCUUCCCGUUUCGUGAUCCAUUUUAUUUUGAUAUUACCGAGCCACGUGUAUUCGAUACAGUUUGAUAGAGAAUCAGUUAUUAGUCCAAAAAAGAAAAACAACAAAUAUUUGUGUAAAGAAGAAACCACACGAAAAAUGAGUACUGCGACGCAUCAGCAGCCUUGGCAGGAGGAUAAAACAACGAAAACGUCCAAGAAACGUCACGCCAACAAUGAUUGCACGAUGGAGGUUGAGGUUAAUGGAAUAAAGGGAAAAGUACAGCAGCACUCACCUCAGAAGAAAGUCAAGAAUAUACACGAUGGAGAACAAAGAAAGAUAUCAGUACCAGCGCACAGAUACUCACCUUUGAAGGAAAACUGGAUGAAGAUAUUUACACCAAUCACCGAACAUCUAAAGUUGCAAAUACGAUUUAAUCUGAAGACCAGAAAUGUGGAAAUCAGAACGGCACCGGAGACAUCGGACCUCUCGUAUCUACAGAAGGCGGCAGACUUUGUGAAAGCGUUCAUCUGUGGAUUUGAGGUGGAGGAUGCUCUAGCUCUGUUGCGUUUGGACGAUCUCUUUGUGGAAUCCUUUGAGAUACAAGAUGUUAGGCAACAACUCAAAGGAGAUCACCAGUCUAGAGCAAUUGGAAGAUUGGCGGGCAAAGGUGGAAGAACCAAAUUUACAAUUGAAAACGUAACAAAAACCAGAAUUGUGCUGGCAGACAGCAAGAUACACAUACUUGGUUCUUACCAGAACAUACAAUUGGCUCGUUGGGCGAUAUGUGAUUUAAUUUUAGGUAGCCCAAUCUCCAAGGUUUAUGGACGAUUAAGAAAUAUAGCCAGUAAAGUCUCGCAACAGUUCUAAUGUAGUUUCUAUUUAUUUGUAUCAUAUAUACAUGUAUACACACAUAUUUGUUAAUAAAAAUUAUAAAAUUA
This is a messenger RNA of Monomorium pharaonis (pharaoh ant), 925 nucleotides long. Its product is annotated as RNA-binding protein pno1. The transcript is spliced from 3 exons. Gene Ontology annotation, molecular function: RNA binding. Bases 144 to 854 code for a protein of 236 amino acids. NCBI's taxonomy places the organism in Eukaryota, Metazoa, Arthropoda, Insecta, Hymenoptera, Formicidae. Gene Ontology annotation, cellular component: nucleolus. The record is from RefSeq and is a predicted model, not a curated record.